UAUAUAACCAAAAAAAAAAAAAAAAAGACGAUGGCUUACACUUCAUAGAAUUGAUAGCUUGUGAAGACAACACAAGCAACAAUGAUGUCCCCUGAUCCAAAUUUCCUUCAUUCCACCCUUGGCUUAUCCCAGAUUCCCAGAUGGAACAUCUUCUUCCCCUGCAACUCCACCAAAUCCCAAACCCACCAUUUUUCCUCCCUCACCCAUUCGGGUCGCUCCGAAAUCUUCCGGGUUUCCGGCCCGGAAACCCGGUCCCAAGUCGGGUUUCCGUUCGCAAAACGGGUUGGGUCUUCGACAUCCAUUCUCCCCAGCGGAAGCUGGUGGGCCUUGCCGGAGCUCCGGGAAGACGGCGCGGAGCCGACGGCGGCGAUGCUCGCUCUCCGGCGAAUGUGGGAGUUGGUCGCCGAUGAGAGACUGGUCGCGUUUGUGGCGGCUGGGUCCCUUGUAAUCGCUGCUCUUUCAGAAAUCACCAUGCCGAGUAUAUUGGCUGCAUCAAUAUUUUCGGCACAGAGUGGUGAGACUGUGGCAUUCUCUAGGAAUGCACUGUUUUUGCUUGUUCUGUGUUUAACUUCAGGGAUAUGCAGUGGUCUGCGAAGCGGCUGCUUUGGAAUUUUGAAUGUAACCUUGGUAAAGCGUCUACGAGAAAACUUAUAUACAGCAAUUCUUUUUCAGGACAUCUCCUAUUUUGAUAAAGAAAGAGUUGGUGACUUGACAAGCAGACUUGCAGCAGAUUGUCAACGACUAUCCCAUGUUAUAGGAAAUGAUCUUCAGCUGAUAUUACGCAACUCUUGUCAGGGAACUGGAGCAAUAAUUAAUUUGAUGGCUUUAUCUUGGCCUCUGGCAUUAUCUGCCUUGGUGAUUUGUUCUAUUUUAUCUGCAAUUUUCCUGGUUUAUGGCCAGUAUCAAAGAAAGGCAGCAAAGUUAAUCCAAGAUUUCACAGCUUGUGCCAAUGACGUUGCUCAGGAGACACUUUCUUCAAUAAGAAUUGUCCGAGCUUAUGGAACAGGGAAAAAAGAAUUUGGAAGGUACAAGCAAUUGCUACAGAGCUUAGCAUUUAUAAACGUUCGAGAGAGUGUGGCUUCUGGGUUCUGGAACCUGAUCUUUAACACCUUAUACCGUUCAACUCAGAUAUUUGCAGUGGUGUUAGUAGGUAUGUCUGUUCUCAGAUGUCACGUAACUGUGGAACAACUUACCAAGUAUGUACUAUACUGCGAGUGGUUGAUUUAUGCUACUUGGAGGGUGACAAACAGCUUAACAUCAUUACUGCAGUCCAUUGGAGCAUCUGAACAAAUUUUCCAACUGAUGAAUCUUUUGCCCAGUGACCAAUUCUUAGCCAAAGGAGUGAAGUUGGAGAGGUUAGUGGGGCAUAUUCAGUUUGCAAAUGUAUCAUUUCAUUAUCCUGCAAGGAGUAUGAUGCCAGUUCUAGAAUGCUUGAAAUUCUCCAUAGAAGCAAAUCAAGUCAUUGCCAUUGUUGGUCUGAGUGGUAGUGGAAAGAGCACAUUACUUAACCUUCUACUUCGUCUCUAUGAGCCUAGUAGUGGUCAGAUAUAUAUCGAUGGGUUUCCUCUUAACGAAUUGGAUAUCAGGUGGCUGCGGGAGCACAUUGGAUAUGUUGCACAGGAACCCCAUCUCUUUCACAUGGACAUCAAGUCAAACAUAAAGUAUGGUUGCCCCACGAACAUAAAACAAGCAGAUAUUGAACGAGCAGCGAAAAAGGCCAAUGCCCAUGACUUUAUUUCUUCACUUCCUAAUGGAUAUGAAACCCUUGUUGAUGACAAUGCACUUAGUGGUGGACAAAAGCAGCGAAUUGCUAUCGCCAGAGCCAUUCUUAGGGACCCUGUUAUUAUGAUACUUGAUGAAGCAACCAGUGCUCUAGAUUCCGAGAGUGAGCAUUAUAUCAAGGAGGUGCUGUAUGCAUUAAAAGAUGAAUCUAAAACGAGAACCAUCAUUAUCAUAGCACAUAGGCUUUCUACUAUAAAAGCUGCCGAUAAGAUCUUUGUUAUGGAUGAUGGUCGCAUCAUUGAGAUGGGAGAUCAUGAAGAGCUUAUGCGCAACGAUGGACUUUAUGCAAAAUUAACUAAAAUUCAAGCAGAUAUUUUGACUUGAUAAAGAGGACUUUGCAAUUUAAAGUUAACGAGUGGAAGACUGGAAGCCAAAUGUUGAAGCAGAAGUGCUAGGAAUACUCUAUUUCUCUUAUUGUUGAAAUUUAUUUAAUGACUAUCUUUUUUUAUUUUGUAGUUUUUAAUUAAUUUUAACCAAUAAAAGAGUGUGUGUUUAAAGGAUUGUGAUUGAGUCUAUUUCUAGCACUCUUUGUGUCGAAGAAAACACAAACACUUAACUUCUACAAGUAGACGUGGUAAUGAGAUUCGCACUUGUGGACACCUGCCUGAAUUCACCCCGACUUUAACAGGAAAAAA
Messenger RNA from Glycine soja, 2417 nucleotides. RefSeq names its product ABC transporter B family member 26, chloroplastic-like. Lineage: Eukaryota; Viridiplantae; Streptophyta; Magnoliopsida; Fabales; Fabaceae. The transcript is spliced from 18 exons. Gene Ontology annotation, molecular function: ATP binding; ATP hydrolysis activity; ABC-type transporter activity. Bases 82 to 2106 code for a protein of 674 amino acids. Gene Ontology annotation, cellular component: membrane. Gene Ontology annotation, biological process: transmembrane transport. The record is from RefSeq and is a predicted model, not a curated record.